Siniperca chuatsi (mandarin fish) is the source of this 3517-nucleotide messenger RNA. It is a transcript of the gene ift80, whose product is annotated as intraflagellar transport 80 homolog (Chlamydomonas). Bases 643 to 3042 code for a protein of 799 amino acids. Gene Ontology annotation, cellular component: centrosome; intraciliary transport particle B; cilium. Gene Ontology annotation, molecular function: protein binding. The record is from RefSeq and is a predicted model, not a curated record. Gene Ontology annotation, biological process: cilium assembly. NCBI's taxonomy places the organism in Eukaryota, Metazoa, Chordata, Actinopteri, Centrarchiformes, Sinipercidae. The transcript has 20 exons.
GGGAAAAACAGGAAAAUAAGGUUAACGUAAUGUCAACUGGAAAACAAAUUCAGUUAAUAUGCAAAUAGCUAAAUUAUCUACCCACAGCUCUUAGCCUAGCCUAUGUUAUAUGGCCAUUAUUGAAUAGACGCAGCUCUCUGGGCGGUGGUAAAGACACAGCGUCCUAAAUUGAUCGAGGUCUCAAACUGACACUAAUAUUAACUUUAAUCCCCAACUUUUAUGUUGGGGGCGGAGGUGUACACGGGGCAACCUAACUCGCUAGCUAAUUGGAAAGCACAUUCAAAGAACGAAUGUCACUUAACUGUAACGUUGGUCUAUUAGUAACGUUAUAACGUUUGCCAAAUAAGUGACUUGGUGACGCUAGCUUGAACACCGGAUUUAAAAAAAAAACACGAAGAAAACUUUGCCUCGUUACUGCGUUAUUUUCACUUUGCUAAUGUUAACGUUAAAUUAGCUGCUGUAGCUAACUAUCUGAUGAUAAAUAACGCAGCACAGCUAAAGCUAACGUAAUGGCUAACUGUGACUAGGAAACGUAUCUGCGUUGCGGAUCUGUAACGUCAACGCAACACUGUAACGUUAACUGUAAUUACUCAUAGUUGGCGUUAUCUGAAUUGAAAGGGGCGCUUAGCAUUUGCCCAACUAAUGUUAGCUAAAGCUGAAGUAGUUGACGUUAACCAGACAAAGGGAUCAACAGAGCAAAUAUCCACCAUGAGAUUGAAAACAUCGCUGCUACAGGAACCCAAACAUAAGGAACUUGUGAGUUGUGUUGGCUGGACCACAGCAGAUGAGCUGUACUCAUGCAGUGAGGACCACCAGAUCCUGAAGUGGAACCUGCUGACCAGUGAGACCAGUCUCCUUGUCAAAUUGCCAGAGGACAUUUACCCCAUAGACCUACACUGGUUACCCAAAACCGUUGGUGGCAAGAAACAGAACCAGACUGAGAUCUUUGUCCUUACCAGUACUGAUGGGAAGUUCCACCUGGCCUCCAAGAUAGGGCGUAUUGAGAAGAGUGUUGAAGCACACAAAGGAGCUGUUUUGGCUGGAAGAUGGAACUAUGAUGGGACUGCUCUUAUCACAGCUGGAGAAGAUGGGCAGAUCAAGAUCUGGUCAAAAAGUGGGAUGCUACGCUCAACACUAGCCAGCCAAGGGUCUCCUGUGUAUUCUGUGGCCUGGGGUCCAGACUCAGACAGAAUUCUCUACACAUCAGGAAGACAGCUAGUCAUCAAGCCUCUGCAACCCAGCGCCAAAGUCAUACAGUGGAAGGCUCAUGAUGGGGUUGUUCUGAAGGUGGACUGGAAUUCAGUCAAUGACCUCAUACUGUCCGGUGGAGAAGACUGUAAAUAUAAGGUAUGGGACAGCUUUGGCCGUCUGCUUUACUCCUCGUCGUCUCAUGACUACCCGAUCACCUCUUUAUCCUGGACACCAGAUGGAGAGGUGUUUUCUGUGGGCUCCUUCAACACCCUGCGGCUCUGUGACAAGACUGGAUGGUCCUAUGCAUUGGAGAAGCCCAACACAGGCAGUGUGUUCAGCUUGGCCUGGUCUGCAGACGGCACCCAGCUGGCUGGGGCCGGCGGCAAUGGGCAUGUCAUCUUUGCCCAUGUGGUGGAGCAGCAUUGGGAGUGGAAGAACUUUGUGAUCACCCUUACCAAGAGGAGAACCAUGCAGGUGAGGAAUGUGAUGAACGAUGCAGUGGACAUAUUGGAGUUUAGAGAUCGAGUCAUCAAAGCCUCUCUGGCAUACAGUCACCUAGUGGUCACCACUUCCCUCCAGUGCUAUGUCUACAACUCAAGAAACUGGAAUACUCCCCUCAUCUUUGACCUGAAGGAGGGAACAGUGAGCCUCAUCCUGCAAGCGGAGAAACAUUUUCUGCUAGUGGAUGGAGCAGGGUUGUAUACGUUCUCCUAUGAGGGUCGAUUGAUAUCCUCCCCUAAGUUCCCUGGUAUGAGAGCUGAUAUCCUAAAUGCCCAGGGUGUCUCGCUUAGUAACGACACCAUUGCCAUCCGAGACAAGAGUGAUGAAAAAGUCAUCCUUCUCUUUGACGCACUGACUGGGAAAGCCCUUGGCGAUGGGAAGCCAUUGACUCACAAGCUGGAGGUGGUGGAGGUAGCUCUGGACCAGUGUGGCCCAUCCACUGAAAGGAAGAUUGCCCUGGUAGACAAGAACCGUGACCUUUACUUGACCUCUGUGCGUCAUCUUGGGCGAGAACCCAAAAUCUGCAAAAUUGGUAGCAUGGUUCACAGUAUGGCAUGGAAUGAUGCUGCUAACAUCCUGUGUGGAGUCCAAGACAACCAGUUAACAGUGUGGUACUACCCGAGUGCUGUCUUCACUGACAAGGAAUUGCUGCCAAAAACGCUGUGCAUAAAGGAUGGCAGCGAGUUCAGCCGUGCACCCCACAUUCUGAGCUAUGUUGGCACCAAGGUGACGUUACGCCAAGGAGACGGUUCACUCGUGUACAGCAGUGUACCUCCCUACCCAGCCCUCCUGCACGAAUACAGCACCUCUGCACGCUGGGAGGAUGCACUGCGCCUCUGCCGCUUUGCCAAGGACCAAUCUUUGUGGGCAUGUCUUGCUGGUAUGGCAAUGGCAAACAGGGAGCUGACCACAGCGGAAAUGGCCUAUGCUGCCAUUGGAGAGUUACCUAGGGUGCAGUACAUCAACUUUAUAAAGGAGCAGCCAUCUAAGGAGUCGUCUUUGGCCCACAUGCUGAUGUUCAGUGGUCAGGUCCAGGAGGCUGAGGCCACUCUGUUACAAGCUGGUCUCAUCUACCAGGCCAUACGAGUCAACAUUGACCUGUUCAGCUGGGAGAGGGCACUGGAACUGGCAGUCAAACACAAGACCCAUGUAGACACUGUGCUGGCCUAUAGGCAGAGGUUCCUGCAGUCAUUUGGCAGGAAGGAAACCAAUAAGAGAUUCCUGCAGUACGCUGAAGGGGUUGAGGUGGACUGGGAGAAAAUCCAGGCGAAGAUAGAGAUGGAGUUGUCUAAAGAGAGAGAGAAAGCUGCUAAUGCCUCUGUGAGGAGCAGCGUGGCCUCACGACGUUAAUGUUCAGGAGACCUUUCUCUAAAACAUCAGCUUUGCAGAAAUUGAUUCCCAUGUGUUUUUGACUUUUGGUGAAUAUUAGGUGGUUUGGCUCAGCCUCAGUAAUAAAAAUAGUUCUGUACUUGAGGUCCAGUGCCCAUAGUUCUGUACUUGAGGUCCCAAGUACAUUCAAGUUAAAACAAAAGGAACCAUUUGGAGAUGUGAAGAUUUCUGUAUUUCUCAGCAGCAACACCAAUAUGGCCUUCCUGUCAUAUCAGCUUCUCAGUGACUUCAGUGUGGCAGGUUCAAAGUUGAUUAUCUUUUUCCAUUUGUCUAAUUUAGCUUGGUAUGCACAAAUGUAUUGCUUUGUUUUUUGUCAGUGAUGUUUGACUUUGUGUUUUUAUAUGUAUAGAUAUUUUUACAUUUUAUGUAUUCAAAACUUUGCCUUCUGUAAACACUAAAAAGAAUGUCAGUUAAUAAAAUAGAUGGAAAUGCUGUA